This is a messenger RNA of Eurytemora carolleeae, 3361 nucleotides long. Its product is annotated as acetylcholine receptor subunit alpha-like. Gene Ontology annotation, biological process: monoatomic ion transmembrane transport; chemical synaptic transmission; nervous system process. Gene Ontology annotation, molecular function: transmembrane signaling receptor activity; acetylcholine-gated monoatomic cation-selective channel activity. Gene Ontology annotation, cellular component: synapse; postsynaptic membrane; neuron projection. The coding region runs from base 77 to 1672 and encodes 531 amino acids. The transcript is spliced from 16 exons. The record is from RefSeq and is a predicted model, not a curated record. NCBI's taxonomy places the organism in Eukaryota, Metazoa, Arthropoda, Copepoda, Calanoida, Temoridae.
UGCGGGAACAUGUUUCACCUAGUUUAAAAAUGGUCGCAUAAAGGAUUAAGAUAUUUAUAUAGAAGAUUCCAGAACAAUGAAGUUUUACAGCCUGAUAUCAAUCUAUCUGGCGGGAACAGUGUUUCUUUUACUUCCGGUUACAAGGGGUGGUAAUCCUGACGCAAAGCGCCUGUAUGACGACCUGUUAUCUAACUACAACAAGUUGGUUAGACCAGUCUCAAAUAUUACAGAGGCCGUUACAGUCAAGCUCAAGCUCAAACUCUCUCAGCUCAUCGCUGUGAAUUUGAAAAGUCAAAUCAUGACAACAAAUCUGUGGGUUGAGCAGUUCUGGGAGGAUUAUAAACUACAAUGGAACCCAGAGGAAUAUGGCGGGGUUACAAUGCUUCAUGUACCUAGUGAUCAUAUAUGGAGACCUGAUAUUGUACUGUACAACAAUGCCGACGGGAAUUUUGAGGUUACCUUGGCAACUAAAGCUACCCUGCACAGUACUGGAAAAGUUGAAUGGAAGCCUCCAGCUAUCUACCACUCCUCCUGUGAGAUGGACGUCGAGUACUUCCCCUUCGACGAGCAGACCUGUGUCAUGAAGUUCGGUAGUUGGACCUACGACGGGUUUCAGGUUCCAGCAAUAAGAAAUGUGAAGUUUUAUACCUGCUGUGAUGAACCCUAUCUAGAUAUUACCUUUAAUAUAACAAUGAGAAGAAAGACCUUAUUCUACACAGUAAACCUGAUAAUUCCUUGUAUGGGGAUAUCUUUCCUAACAAUACUUGUGUUCUACCUUCCUUCAGAUAGCGGGGAGAAGGUAUCCCUGUCUAUCAGUAUCCUGUUGUCCCUUACUGUGUUCUUCUUGCUACUAGCUGAGAUUAUCCCUCCUACCUCCCUGGUAGUUCCUCUACUUGGCAAAUUCGUCCUCUUCACCAUGAUUCUAGAUACAUUCAGUAUAUGUGUAACAGUUGUCGUGUUAAAUGUUCACUUUCGAACACCACAAACUCAUACAAUGGCUCCUUGGGUUCGCAGGUUAAUAUUUUUAUAUCCCCUGUCUGUGAGGUGGGGGCGGGGCCUAGGAUCCCCUCCUCCUGUGCUGAUCAGACCGAGUACAACUAUAGAUAGUCCGGAGAUAUCCAGGCAUCCUUAUCUUCGAGACAAUUGCUCUGAGUAUACUUUCAGUCCCCCAGCUCAACCUAGAUCUAAUCAUAGUCCUUCAACUAGACCUAUAUCUUCACUCAGCUACUCAUCAAACAGACAUUCAAAGUUACCCUCAGGAAGAGAAGGAUAUCCCCUGAAUGGAGGAUGUAAAGUGCAUGGUCGAUCUACAGAGAAUAUAUAUCCUGAGUACACAAAACUAGAUCAGGAGAUCGAGGAGAAUUCGCGACGCUUGUGUCCUGAAAUCUAUAAAGCUCUGGAGGGUAUUCUAUUUAUUGCUGAGCAUAAGAAGAGAAUGGAAGAAUCAACCAAGAUAAUUGAAGAUUGGAAGUAUGUUGCAAUGGUGAUGGAUCGACUCUUCCUUUGGAUAUUUACAGUUGCAGUUCUAGUUGGAACAGCUGGCAUCAUUCUACAGGCCCCGACUUUGUAUGAUGAUCGGCAGCCGAUAGAUUUCGAGAUUUCCAAGAUUGGUUUAGCCACCUCGAGACCUAUGGCAGGACAGUAUGAGGACGAUGUCAGUUCUCACCUCUAAUUUUUUUGUGGAGCCAUCUUCUCGUCAAAAAAUCAUUGAAUGUUAAAAAAAUGAUACAUUUUUGGACCCGUGAAAUUCAUCAAACGUAUGAUAAAAUAGAAAAAAAGUUCACGACUAAUUUGAUAAAUUUCCGAUAUUGAUUGAUUGAUAGUUUUUUUUUGUGUGGAUCUGGUUUUUGUCCGUAAAGGAAAGUUUUGUGAACCGCCAUAUACUUUCAGAUAAUUACAGUAAAGAGAAAUUUGCUGAGAAAACUGAACACAUCAUCUUUUGAGUUUUGAGCCUGAUGUCAAAGCUUUUUUAAAAUUUUAAACUAUGACUAUGUGAAAAUAUAAAAUACCUAAGUUUUACACCAUCAGAUUGCAAAAAUUUAGGGAUUUGAAGGUUAGAUAAAUAAUAAAUGUAUCCAUUGAAUAAUAUUAUGAGCUGUAAUAGGACCACGGUAUAUUUUGAGUUGUAAUAGGACCACGGUAUAUUUUGAGCUGUAAUAAUAGGACCACGGUAUAUUAUGAGCUGUAAUAGGACCACGGUAUAUUAUGAGCUGUAAUAGGACCACGGUAUAUUUUGUCCAAUUCCAACCAACAACAACGGAUUUUUCUUGAAUGUAUUUGCUUAAAUGGCUGGGAAAUACAGGGUGUACCACAAAACAUCACAGUUGUUUUGAAAAUCGUCUUUCUAAUCUUUGAAAUAUUUUGCGGCAUUUGUUCGUUAACCUUCUUUUAAAUGGCAUGUUCCUUGAAACAAUAAACACUUAAGUCUUGGCUUUUCCAAAAUGCGAUCUACUCUUUUGUCCUUUUAAUUUUGGGAAUUUUGUGCAGAUUUAAAUUUUCUACAGAAAAUCAAAAUUGUCGAAAUCUUAACAAAAUUCUUCAUCUCGAUUUUCAUCUCGUUCUUCAUCUCAUUCUUCAUUUUGUUCUUCAUCUCGUUCUUCAUCUCGUUCUUCAUCUCGUUCUUCAUCUCGUUCUUCAUCUCGUUUGUAAUUUUGAAAAAGCAUUUUGAAAAUGCUAGGACUAACUGGAUUUUUUUUGUGAUUACAGAUUCAAUGAUUUUACUUCAAAACGUAUGUUAUCGAAAACUGUUGAAAAUAGAAAAGACGACCUUGAAUAAUUCUCUCAAUUGUCAUGUAUCGUGGGACACACUGAUAUUGUUUUUAGUUUUUACAUUUUUCUACAUGUAAUAUUUAUAAAUCUAAACAAGCACAAAACAUCUGAAUGUCAAUUUAAAACCAAAUGCAUUUACAAUAUAAUUAUGCAAGAAUGAUUUAUUAUAAAGAAUAAAAUGACUCGCAAAAUUAACGGAAUCAUGAAUUAAAAUCUAUUUUUUAUUUACUUACAAUAUUUUACUAGACGUGCUUAACAUUUUUAAUUAAGUUUUGUAACAUUUUUCUUUUAAAGUGAAACCGGGGACGGAGUUGCACGGAGUUUUAAGAAGACUAUUUAUCAAAAUAAUAACCGUUCCUUGUAUUGAUUGGAAGAAUUUUUAAAUUGAAAUUUAUUGGCCGCAAAUAUUAAACCAUGUAAAUAGUACAUAAAAAGUACAACAUUGUUAGUAAUAACUGUACCCUGCUCCUGUACACAGUACAUUUACCAUACUUGUGAUAGAUGUUGUUCUGUUUAUAUAUGUACAUGUUGUACAGACCAACUGUAAAUGUUUAUAUGUAUUUACUUGUAUAAAAUAAACAAAGAGGAAGUA